AUGGAUUCCACUUCUAGUGUUCCAUGGAAUCUAUUUCCAGGUUUAAUAGUUUGGCGUAGAGUCAGAUUUCUUGGUAGUGGUUCAUAUGGUGCAGUGUAUUUAACUUUUUUGACAAAUUUUAAUGAGUUGAAUCACCUACUUGCUGUGAAAACAAGCUUUCUAGCAUUAUCCACUUCUCUCUUUAAGGAGAAGAGAGUCCUUGCCAAUCUUGGGGACUGUCCCGAAAUCAUUGUUUGCUUUGGCCACAAGGUAACGGUCGAAAGAGGAAUGCAAUUAUACAAUCUAGUUCUUGAAUAUGCACCUUUUGGCACACUUUCGGACUUGAUCCAAACAUUCAUAUUACGGGAUAUAAACAUCAGAAUCUACACUAAGAUGAUGCUGAAAGAUGACUACAAGAACAGGUUUCGAGGAACCCCGUGUUACAUGUCACCGGAAUCGGUGGUGCUCGGACAGAUUGGGCCUGCGCUGGAUAUAUGGUCUUUGGGUUGUAUUGUGAUCGAGAUGCAUACUUCAAAAAGUGCGUGGCAUGUCUUGGAGUGUACUCCAAGACUUGAUAUGGUUCAUCUGUUGGCUUCUACAAAGAUGACCCCGCCGAUACCUUGCGCCGUGACGGAAAUUGGGAGGGAUUUCUUGAGAAAGUGCUUGGCGAGAGAUCCCCGCGAACGAUGGACGGCACGGAUGUUGUUGAAUCAUCCCUAUGUGAGUGAAGUUUGA
Molecule: messenger RNA, 714 nt
Organism: Morus notabilis
Lineage: Eukaryota; Viridiplantae; Streptophyta; Magnoliopsida; Rosales; Moraceae
Product: mitogen-activated protein kinase kinase kinase 17
Exons: 2
Coding region: 1-714 (237 amino acids)
Biological process (GO): protein phosphorylation
Molecular function (GO): protein kinase activity; ATP binding
Source: RefSeq, a predicted model, not a curated record